UUCGUUAAAAAUACGAAAUUUUGACACAACUUUCGUUAAAAUAGAUACGCUCAACUCCUUCAUGAAAAUCAACCGGCCCUUCGGAUAUAAUCACCUAUUUUCUUGAUUUUGCUACAACGUGCCGUGUUUUGUUCUGGUUCAUAUUUGCUCCUUCUAGUUUGGUAAAUCUGUUCCGCGCUCUUGCCAGUGCAUUCGCGCAGUAAAAGGUGAGGUAAACAUGCAUCCGGCGGUGUGUUGGUGGCGCCGCAUUGCUUGGCGCGGAGCCUGCGCCCUUCCUUCUGGUACAUUCCCCGACGCAAUCCGACCCCGUUCGCACCAGAAAAGCUUUCCUCCUAACUCAACGUCAACACGUUGUCAUUCUUCGUUUUUUGCGGCAACGGACGUGCAGCGUUUUUGCGGCGGUCAUCUUUCCAGUGUUGGCGACAGCAAAUUGCUACCUUCAGCUUCGCUUUCGCGAGUCGGGCAGCUUUCGGGGCGAGAAUUUUCCAGCAGCAAUAAAGCCAAGCAUAAAAUGACGGCCAGCAAGUACCAGAUUGCGGAACGUGGCGCUCCCAACUCCACCGACUACCGGGUUUAUUUCAAGAACGAAAACGGACAGUCCAUUUCACCUUUGCAUGACAUUCCAUUGUACGCGAACGAUGAGCGAACCGUGUACAACAUGGUGGUGGAGGUGCCCCGCUGGACAAACGCCAAGAUGGAAAUCAGCUUGGGCGAGGGCCUGAACCCGAUCAAGCAGGACGUGAAGAAGGGCAAGCUGCGGUUCGUCGCCAACUGCUUCCCGCACCACGGCUACAUCUGGAACUACGGUGCGUUCCCGCAGACCUGGGAGAACCCGGACCACCUGGACGCGGACACCGGCUGCAAGGGCGACAACGAUCCCAUCGAUGUGCUCGAGAUUGGCUCGCGCAUUGCGAAGCGGGGCGAGGUGCUGCAGGUGAAAAUACUCGGCACGAUCGCACUGAUCGACGAGGGCGAAACGGACUGGAAGAUUAUCACGAUCAACGUGAACGACCCGCUGGCCGAUCAGGUGAACGAUAUCGGCGACGUGGAGACGGUGUUCCCCGGGCUGCUGCGCGCCUCGGUCGAGUGGUUCAAGAUCUACAAGAUCCCGGACGGCAAGCCGGAGAAUCAGUUCGCGUUCAACGGCGACGCGAAGGAUGCCGCAUUCGCCACCAAGACGGUCGCUGAGACGCACCGGUUUUGGCAGCAGCUGGUUAACAAGGAGGUUGACAACAAUGGCAUCUCAUGCCUGAACACGACCGUCGACGGUUCGCCGUAUCUGGUGGCUAAUGAUGCAGCAGAUGAGGUGUUUGCCAAGAGUGCGACCGGUGGUAAUCCCGAACCCGUCAGUGAAGCACUUCACAAAUGGCACUUCGGGUCGGAAAACAGCUAUUCAAAACUGUAAGAACCGGUGUGUGUUGUAGCUAGCUUUCGCCCGGCAAUGCUGAACGUGCUCUAGAUGUUAGUUAAAUAAUAGCUCUUGAUGGUGGUUGUGUAUGUUUAAAAUGUAUCAAUAAAGUGUGCAUGCUUUCAUGCUUCGUGCUGCUUGUAACAUAAUUAACGCUGUAUGAUGAGAAAUAUGCAUCUCCUAUGUGCGGGUUUUAGUGAAAUAGAAGUUGAUACAACUUUUUGCAUCUUUCCACAGUUGACAAAUGGCACUACAUUACGCUGAAGUAAACGAUCGAGAACGAUUUGAGCGUUGAAGACAACUGCACACAUUCGAUUGUAGGUGGAGAUGUUGUUUUAAUACCUUCGUAAAGUGGAAGCUAGCGAGAUUUUUUAAUUAAAAUUAUUCUUCAGUACAGCAGUCUAAAGCCCGCGGUUAAUUUGGUAGGUGUUAUAUUUAUUUAUUGUAAACUGCACACGAUAAAACAUUUGCUCGCAGCGCAUCGGUUCGGAAAAGGUUGAUGCAUUUAAUAAAAGUGAAAUUAACUGAAGGAUCCAA
Messenger RNA from Anopheles gambiae (African malaria mosquito), 1945 nucleotides. It is a transcript of the gene Nurf-38, whose product is annotated as inorganic pyrophosphatase. NCBI's taxonomy places the organism in Eukaryota, Metazoa, Arthropoda, Insecta, Diptera, Culicidae. Gene Ontology annotation, cellular component: cytoplasm. Gene Ontology annotation, biological process: phosphate-containing compound metabolic process. Gene Ontology annotation, molecular function: magnesium ion binding; inorganic diphosphate phosphatase activity. Bases 218 to 1405 code for a protein of 395 amino acids. The record is from RefSeq and is a predicted model, not a curated record. The transcript has 4 exons.